This is a messenger RNA of Anopheles marshallii, 225 nucleotides long. RefSeq lists its product as uncharacterized. Lineage: Eukaryota; Metazoa; Arthropoda; Insecta; Diptera; Culicidae. The record is from RefSeq and is a predicted model, not a curated record. Bases 1 to 225 code for a protein of 74 amino acids. The transcript is spliced from 2 exons.
AUGACUGAUUCCGUGAUUUCCAAUCGGCACAAGGACUGUAUGCCCUGCCGACUGGUCAGCGGGUUCGGAGUGAUCGGUAUGGGAGUGUAUAUAGCGCUGCAAGGACAGAAACGACCGAACAAGCUAGGCCGGUACAGCAUGUUUGGAAUCGCGACCGCCGCUGGAAGUAUAGGCAUUGCACGCUUGCUAGACGUUUACCCUUUUGGCGACAGAUCGCACAAGUAG